CAAGCCGGAGGAGAGUGGUUGGACAGACAUCCGAGGUGCACGGGGGCGACCGUCCUUUCCUCCGAACAGCGUCAGGGACUUCAUGUCCAAUGUCCGCACUCCGGGCGAACAGCUCCGCGUGAGACGAUGUCCGUCUUGCCUCGGCUGAAGCCCCGAACCGCGCAUUCUAGAGGCGUUUAGCGAGAAAUCACAUUAUCACGUGACGACACUUCCAGCCCACCUCACCGGGCGAUGGUCUGCCGUUAAGGGCUCGGUGGAACCGGAGUCCAUCGGAAUAUCACCAAAAUUACGACCGGAAUCAAGUACGGUUCCCUGUCUCCCGACAACGGGAGAGACCACCGGCCGCUCGUUAUGUCUCGCGCCAAGGAGCGACUGAAAGGCGGGAACGAGACCAAGGACAGCGUCACUCUGCUGCCGUGCUUUUAUUUUGUAGAGCUCCCUAUCCUGGCGUCCUCUGUGGUCAGUCUUUAUUUCCUGGAGCUGACGGACAUAUUCCAGCCGGUGCAUUCUGGGUACAGUUGCAAUGACCGCAGCCUGUCUCUGCCCUACAUCCUGCCCAGACAGGAGGUCUGCACUCUGCCUCUGCUCUUCAGCUUGGCCUUCGCCGCUCCCACUGCUACAAUUCUUGUAGGAGAGGCCAUUCUGUACUGCUAUCUAUCCAGGAGGUCAUCAGCCACACAGACGGAGGCCAAUAUCAACGCUGCAGGCUGUAAUUUCAACUCCUACAUCCGCAGGGCUGUACGCUUCAUAGGUGUCCAUAUUUUUGGCUUGUGUGUGACAGCACUGAUAACCAAUAUUCUCCAGCUGUCCACUGGUCAGCACACACCCUAUUGGUUAGAUGUGUGCAAACCCAACUUGACCCACAUUAACGUUUCCACCUGUGAUGAAGCUUUUAUUCUGGAGGACAUCUGCUCUGGACAAGAUGUCGGGCUCAUCAAUGCUGGGAGGAAGUCUUUUCCUUCACAGCAUGCAACUCUAGCUGCCUUUGCUGCUGUCUACAUCUCGAUGUACUUCAACACAGUGCUGACAGACUCUGCCAAGCUACUGAAGCCCCUCCUGGUGUUCUCUUUCGUCAUGUUGGCCAUCCUCGCUGGGCUGACGAGGAUCAUCCAGUUCAGAAACCAUCCUGUGGACGUCUACUGUGGAUGGUUACUGGGAUCUGCCAUUGCUGUUUAUCUGGGCGUCUAUGCAGUUGGAAAUUUCCAGCCCAGCGAGGAUCGGUCCAGAAGUCGUGCAUCGACCUCCUCCCCGAGAGAGCCCCCCCUUACAUCCUUGCCCAAUGUCAGUCAAUCUGCGAUUAUCAACAGCCACCAAGGUCACCACACCCUUGCUCCCAGCCAACCAGAGCCCAUCAUCACAAGGACCUCCUCCCAUACAUUGUCCCCCAACCAACCAGAACCCAAAUUGACACGAAGCGCCUCCUACCGAGAGCCAUCCCUGUCCAAUCUGACGCGAGCCAGCGCUGAGGUGGAGGUGAUAACCCCAUCUAGCCCCCUGGGUAACCAUGACAACAUGAUGACCUUCAGCAGCAGCACACUGCCAAGGUCUCACGGAGGCUCCUCAUUGGAAGAGGGCCGCAUUCCACGCCGUCACGCAUCCAUCCACACAUCAAUGGACUCAACCCGAUCCAAACAGCUGCUCAGCCAAUGGAAAAAUAAAAACGACAACAGAAAGCUAUCCCUGCAGGUGAUGGAUGGAAUAAGACCAGCCUCCUCCUCAUCUCCUCAGAGGAACAUGGAACUGCGCUGCUCCUCCGAACCUUCAGCCAUGGGCCUGGAGGACCACCGAGGUGGAAUACACCUGCCUUCACUUAUUGCUUUUCAGGAAACAGAGCUGCGUGCUGGGGCCCACAUUCCAGCUCAGUACAUGAAACUAGCAGCAAGCUCUGUUCCUAUGGCCAAUCAUAACCACCUGACCCAUAAUGGCAGCACCGGAUUGACUGGUGGGGCCAGAGUAUCUAUCCAAUCCCGACCCGGAUCCUCACAGCUGGUUCACAUUCCUGAGGAGGAAAAUCUCACCAGCAGGGAUCAGGAAAGUGAAUCAGAGGACAGUAUUAUGGAUGGGGGCGGGUCAGUCAGGGAAAAGUGGCUAAGAGUGGCUGAGAAGACCACAAUCCCCUGCCGGCCGCUCAGUGCUGGAGGACAGCCUCGUCUUAUGCAGGUGAUAACCUUAUCCAAACAGCAGGGUCUCCUGCACUCCCCUCGGUCCGAGGAUGGAGGAAGUACCGUAAGCUGCACCGGAUCCAUUCGAUACCGAGCCCUAACGGACCAGGACAUAUCACCCCCGGCUUCCACCACUGGAGCAGUGGGAGGAGGAGGAGGUUUGGAAAGAAGUGGCAGCAUAGUCCGUGUUGAAGCCCACCCAGAGUCCAGAUCAAAUAAACCGGUGGUAAAACCUCCGAGUAACGACGGAAGUGGCUCCUGGCGAUGGAAACCACCAGAUCAACGUGCUUCGCUGCGACAGUCGGCUUUUGCCCUCAACGACUUGAACAGACACACAGACAGCUGUGAUUCGCUGAGGGAUGGAGAGUCAGUGGAUGGGCGAAGGAGCGUUACAGGAACAGAAUCUGAGAGUGAAGGGGGAGGUGAUGGAGGGGGAGGAGGAAUGGGUAGUGGGGGAGGUGUGUACACCAACCACCCACAUGUUGUACACCCUCUACAUCCCUUGCAUCCCAAUAACCCCAACAACUUCCAGCACCCCAAUUUUAACCCCAAUAAUCCCAACUGUAAUAACCCCCACUUUAACUUCAACCCCAACUCUGUCAACUUCAACCCUGACUCUGGCAACUACAGCCCCAACUCUGCAAACUACAACCCCAACUCCACCAACUUCAACCCCAACUUUGCCAACUUCAACCCCAACUCGACCAACUUCAACCCCAAUUCGGCCAACUUCAACCCCAGCUCAACCAACUUCAACCCCAACUCCGCCAACUUCAACCCUAAUACUACCAACUUCAACCCUACCACGACCAACUCCAUGCCAUUUAUUCCCACUGCUUCCUUUGCUCCUCCCUUUCACCCCCACCCUCAGGCCCUCACAACAAUAAGGGUCACCCCAGUGGAGGGCACGACAGCCAGCAGCGACGGUGGCUCCGACUGCCAGUCGGUUGCAUCGUCCAGCCGUGAGUCCACGCUGCGGAGGAAGAGUGGCUCCCAGUUCAUCCACGCCCCCGAACGGGGGCCCACCCCUGACCUCCACAAUAACCACCACCUCUCUGACGACAGUAACCGCAUCGACAACAAAAGCAGCAGCCGUUUCCACGAAAACCUUCGAAGUUUCCAAGAGAACCCCAUGCACCCUAACCACCCCAAUCAAGGCAGUAGGCAGUUGCAGGGGAUGUUUGGCCGUCCAAACCCAACCCCCCCCCCUACCUUACCACGCCCCAUUCUGAGUCACACUCCGCCCCCUACUGUGGGUUUGGCCUAUAAAGAAUGACAUACUCAAUUAAUUCUUCUUCACCUGGGAUACAGAAUAUGGCUAGUACUUUCCACCAUUAUUGGUAAGCCAACAGAGUCAUGGCCAAAAAAACGUGUCAACAUCUCACCUGGCCAAUUAGGGUUAAAAACUCCAAGGCAUCUUUAGUACCCGAUAGAAUAAAUGUCUGGAGAGCCAGAGAGAGUAGUACACAAUUACCACGGCCCAACAUUUGCAACUGGUUAAUAAGAAGGAAUUAUAGACAGGGGCCAAUAUAAGCGGAAGGAAGAUGAUUCAACAUUUCUUCUUGUGUUUCUUUUUUUAUAAAUGUAAAACAUUGAGUGCACUUUCUCCAUAGGGCAAUGGACUACAUAAACUGCUGAUCCUGUUACUUGAGGGAGAGACUUCAUUCCCUCGGUGUGUCCAAUAGUCCCUGCAAGUGAGGAUGGACUAAGCCUAAUGACUCUCCGCCUCUUUCCUCUGACUGCUAAGUCAGGGGGUAACUUCUUCACAAUAUUUAUACUCUCAGCUCUUAUCCUUUAUUCAAACACAGAUACAAAUAUUGAUACAUACAUUUACAAGUAACCACAUGUAAUUAGUUGGAAAAUUGCAUUGAAAGCCCCUAUCUGUGCUGUGUUUGUGCUUAUGAAUCGGGGUGGCCUCAGUGGAAAUUAAACUCAGUCUUUAUUGUGUCUGGGCUGCUUGAAGUCCCUUUUAGGCAAUAACAGUAUCUCUUAGUUGAUGGUGGAGUUCUGUUUUUGUUGGAGAAGAACAAUAUCACCUAAAAUACUCUUUAUGGAUGUACAGUAUAUGAAUAAUUCUGACUGUUUAGUAGCUGUUCUGAACACUGGCACAAUCCUCUGAACAAACUUGGACUUGGACAAGUUUUUUGUUUGAUUUGUUUUGUUUGGUUCAUUUCAUCAGCUCAUUAUAUCUCCCAGUAUUAAUGUGUAGGUGUAAGUAACAAUUAGUUCCAUGGCAGUUGUUGGGGGAAAAAAACCAAAUCGAAUGUUUUUAGAAUAAAAUUGCAAUACUUUUGAGAAAAAGGGUGUCCCUCGGUAAAUUUUAAAGUAUAAUUUUGGUCAGUACAAAUUUAAAACUUAAAUUUUACAAAAAAAGAUCAUAAUACUACAAGAACAUUGUCUCUUUUUAAUUGUUUGGUCAAACAGACCUUACAACCUUUUACUUUGGGACGUCAAUAAUCAACCUCAGUUUGACACGUACGCUGUUCUAACCUGUUUUCAACCAUAGAAUAUCAACAGUAGUUUAUCAAUUAAUAACUUUUUCUUGUUCACGUACAUCUUUAUUUGGAACAGAUUACUUUUAUUUAACUAAUGUAUUGUUGAAAUCAGUAUUUUUUCUAACAUACACUCUGUCUUAGUCAGAGUGUGAUAUAUGAUGCUUACUUUGCUCUUGUAGUGUACAUGUGUUUGAAUUCAUGAAGUAGGAAAUGCAGAGAUUUCUACACCAUGAAUCCUGGAGAAAAUAACACAUAUUUACUAAGAUAAUGAACAGACUGUCUGGACUAUUUGUCCAACAAAACUCUUGAUAUUCUUGCCAGUUUUUACAUUAUUCUUGAGCUUAGUGCCCAAGUGCUAUCAAAAGAAAAGUCAUGUGGCUAUGGGCUUGUCACAUAGAGUUAGUGCAGGACUAGAAUGAAUCUGCUUGAAGCAAAGAUCUCAAAGUUUGAACAUGCAAAACUUUAGAAAGCACAAUUGCUGCAGAUAUAACAAUACAGGGUCUUGUAUUGCUGUGUACAUAUUUGUAUAUUUCUGUAAACUUCCACCUCUGGUCAGUUGUGCUCUUCUGCGUUUGUAUGUCAGAAGCUGUGAUAAAGAUUUAGGUCAUGGUGUUGCAUGAGAUGAUGGAACUACUGCUAAUGGCGUUGUAGAGCAACUCACAUGUUUGGAAUCGACACCAGCUGAGUAGAGGACUUAUAUUAUAAUGUUUCAGCAUUUAUAGGGAUUAUAUAUUUAAACAAGUGAAUAUACCACGUCUAAAUGGUUGUGUGUGACAGUCACUACCCAACUCCUUUACAUUUGUCUUUUCUACCUUACAUCAAGAACUGACUCACAGAUUAAGAUCUAGAGUUUGCAAGGUAGUGCCCUCAUUGGUCAACAAUUAACACUGACUUUAAUCAUGAGAAGGCUUUAACAGGGUUUCUGUGCCCAGUGCAGUAAUCACAUGGUCUUAUUCUACUCUUUUCUGUUUUAUUGCAGCGCGUUUUCAUUUGAUCUGGAAUUGUCUUUAAACGACCAGACAUUGGCUUAUAUGAACAUUCCAUAUAGAGUAGUGAUAAAGUUGUAGAGGAAACAAGCUACAAUACCCGUGAUGCAGAUGCUUGGUUUGAAUUUAAACGGAAACAUAAUCUUUCAAAGGAGAAGGAGAGCAUUUAAAUAUGUGGAGGGUUUUAACAACAAUUUUGCAACAAUUUUUCAUAUUUCAGCCAACAGCUUUGGUCGAAGGAAGUCCUGACUCAAUGACCUUUUGGGGGAAUAUGUACCUGGCAAUCAACAUAAUUUAAUGAUAUUGUAAACAGCGGUGUAUUGAGUUAUGGAAAACAUUUUUAGAUAUAGAUGAAAGAGGAUAUUUUCUGGCAAGUAAAAAUUGUAGCCAUUUUGCAACUUUGAUAAUAGACACUUGCCAAAAUCGUAGUUAUUUCGCCACUACAGAGCAGCAGUAUCUCAUUGCAGUUUAAUGUGUAAAUGUAUGCAUGUACGGGGGCCAUGUUUUAUUUAUAGCCCAGGCCAAUAAAUAUUUUUUUUGGAUAUUAAAUGAAAGUGUAUAUGCAACCAUGAAUGUUAGCCAAGAAUUGACCAAGUGCUAUACCCUUAAUUGACCUUUCCUGAGCCCCAGCCCCCCCUGUUUUCUCAGAAGCAAGCUUUCCAUAGUGCUGCUAUGCCUCUGUCCCACAGGCCUGCGCUGCCUUUGCCACUACGUAUGUUGAUGUAGAAACAACAAGAUCAUCUUUGCCUUGAAAUGUUUGCAGCUUGUGUAGAGGAAGACCAACUAUAGCCACAAGUGAAGUUGAUAGGUAGAAUGGCAUCGGCGGGUGGAUGUAAAUCGGUUAUCAGCCCCAAGUCCCCGGCCUCACACAAAGCUGCUUUACCCGCCUAAAGCUUGCAAAUAUUUUCUCACGACAAACAUGGCAUGAAAUAGUUGUGCUAUUAUUGUAACACAAUCCAGAGUUUAGAAUUUAGUCCUAUAUGUCCAAUAUAUCUUUGCAUACACACAUUUUGUGAGGCCUAUUCAUUUCUGGAAUAUUUAUCCAGGAUACUCAUUUUAUGAAUUGACUGUGAUGCGGUGAUGCAGUCCCUGUACAAAGAAGAAAUUGCGAACAUGAAAGUGUAUUCCUUUUGUAUAGUCUUGGACGACAAAGUAUAUUUUGAUACAAUGGAUGUGUAGUAAUGUAGUUUGUAAUCAAACACAAGAAAUGUUAUCCAAUUUGAUGUAAAUGGCAUGUCAGUGGAUUUUAAUUUGAGUUAGAUAUGCUACAAGUAAAUAUUUUUAAGUGAAUAUUGUACAUUUGUGUAUAGUUUUAAGAGCUUCUAGUAACAGCAAGGAAAUAAUACGUUUGGUAUAAAAGAUGCAUUUGAAAGGCUUAUAUAUGGUCUCGUGCAAAAGACAAAUGAAUUUAGAAUAUUGAUGUGUUUGAAGGGAAGAACUUGGGUUACGGUUUGUUAAGAAAGGUCCAUAAUUGUCAAUUCCUUUUUUAAGUAUUCUGAUAUAGCUAUUUUUCAAUCAAUUGGUACAUUUACAAUGAUGGUUUUUGCUAACAGAAAGGUUUUCUUUAAGAGCCUAGUGACUGAACUGAAUUGAAGAAGCCCCAAAUGCAUUCCAGGUGGUCUGAAUAUGUGUGCCGACAUAUGGUUGGAGUAGUAGGAGGUGGUGCGAUGUAAUCUCAGUGUCCAAGCAACUUGUUUACCCCUUCAUGGAAUUGUGCCAAUUUCAAGUAUGUGAUUACAUUGUUACGGUGAGCCCAAUAACAGCAUUCUAAUGAAAGAGAUAAAAUCAAAGACCAAAUGGACCCAAUUCGUCUUGUUUUACUGCUGACAUGGUUUCAUUUGCAACUAAGUCUAGUUUUAGUAAAUAUUUUAUGAUUAGGAUGAUAUUUUGACACCUCUGAACUAUUUAUCAUAAUGUGCUUAGCUACUUUCAUUAUUACCUUUGGAGCAGUCAAUCAAAAAUGUCUUUGCAAUCAUUACUUUCUUCAUCCAUUGUUACUAUUUAUAAAAUGACCAUAUUUGAAAUAGCCGAUGAUCAAGUGUGUUUAGAACAAUAUUCUGAUGGUAAUAAUCCGUUCAUUAUCUCACUUGGAUACAAAGGUUCCUUGGGUUGUUAAUUGUUAUGUUAGCAGCUACAAAGCUAGCCUUCAUGCUGCCAUUUGUAACACAAUUAAUGAUUCCUGGUUACAACACAACCGCUGCUAAAAUUCUCUCUUGAAAAAAAUGUGAAUUAUCCACGGAUACAUGCUAAUGAAUUCUUUCUUAUUUUUAAUAAUCUGUUACUUUUGUCUUUUUCUUUCAUUAAAAUUCUGUUGAUAUGAUAUAAUAUACAGAUAUUUUUGAUCAGUGUAUGUGAAAGAGAUUUUUCUAUAUCUGCUUGUCAAAUGUCUUGCUCAUUACCAUGGCAAGCAAUUUCACUCAAAUGAGUACAUGGUUGCUAUAACUUACAGUUAGCACUAGCCAACGUGGAAUGCUUACUUUGAUUGCAACAAAAAUCAGUUGCAUUCUGCAAAUGUCUCUUAAGGAUCCUUAAAAGCAACCAAAUUGCAUUUCUGCCGUAAGUCAGUUUACCAGCUGCUGGAAUUUUGUUAAUUUUCUUUAACAAACUGCUAAAGACUGCAGACUGCAGACCGCUGUUGCCUCCCAGGAACAGGUCACAUCAGCAUGCUCAUACAACCUAUACAAUGGAAAGCACUUCUAAUCAGAUAUAGGAAUCUGGUGUGGUUAUCAGCAGACGGAUUGCUUGUCCAAUAUUGGUUGCCGACAAUAUAUAUAUAUACACACACACAUAUUUAUGUAAAAAUAAAUGUUUAUGGUAUAUUUCAGGAUUCAUGAAAAUACACUUAAUUUAUUUCUUUGAGGGAAGAAUCUCAUUUGUGCACAUUAAGUCAAGACAGGACGCAGGAUGAACAAGCUUGCCUGCUUCUAUCUGGAGUUCAAAAAUACAACUACCAACAAAAGCUGACUACAUAACUGUGCAUGCCAAGAGAAAUGUUAGCGUGACAGCUUAUAACUUCUUGGAGAGUUGCACACUUCAACUGUUCUCUAGAAAAGAAAUCAGAUGAGUGUAUUUCACAAUAUCCUACUAUUACAAUAAUAUGAUCAUAAAAGUUGAUUGUCAAUACUGUCAGGACUGUUACCAUGUUACUGAAAUGAGAGACAAUGCUAUUACAUAAUAAGUUAUAUAAAACCAAUAGGAUCCAAAAUGAGUGGAUGUAACACAGGACUAAUUCUUAUUGAAAGUCUUAAUGUAGGUUUUGUUCUGUAGCUG
Messenger RNA from Pungitius pungitius (ninespine stickleback), 8913 nucleotides. Its product is annotated as phospholipid phosphatase-related protein type 4-like. Gene Ontology annotation, cellular component: plasma membrane. The record is from RefSeq and is a predicted model, not a curated record. Lineage: Eukaryota; Metazoa; Chordata; Actinopteri; Perciformes; Gasterosteidae. Bases 352 to 3438 code for a protein of 1028 amino acids. Gene Ontology annotation, biological process: phospholipid metabolic process; phospholipid dephosphorylation; signal transduction. The transcript is spliced from 11 exons. Gene Ontology annotation, molecular function: phosphatidate phosphatase activity.